Salvelinus sp. IW2-2015 is the source of this 715-nucleotide messenger RNA. RefSeq names its product cholecystokinin. Lineage: Eukaryota; Metazoa; Chordata; Actinopteri; Salmoniformes; Salmonidae. Gene Ontology annotation, biological process: digestion. The record is from RefSeq and is a predicted model, not a curated record. Gene Ontology annotation, cellular component: axon; extracellular region. Gene Ontology annotation, molecular function: neuropeptide hormone activity.
AUGACUGCAGGGUUGUGUAUGUGUGUUCUGCUGGUGGUCCUGUGCACUAGCUGUUCGGGACGCCCCCACUUCUCCCCCCCCCUCCAAGAGGGCAGCCCUGCCCUGCCCCCUCCCUCUGAAGGACGUCUCGAAACUAAAGCCCACUUCCUCUCCGAGCCAUGCCUCAGACAUACUCACUCCUCUCCUUUGGUCAAUACCAACCCAUAUAUGGGAGAAGGCGGAGACUCCAGAGCCAAACUCAGUGAACUGUUGGCUAGACUCAUCUCCUCACAGAAAGGUUACAUCAGUGGGAACUCAACAGUGAACAGCAGAGCCAGCGGUCUCAGUGCUAACCACCUGAUAAAAAACCGAGACUACACCGGGUGGAUGGACUUUGGCCGCCGCAACGCAGAAGAAAACGAGCACUCCUCGUAGAAAAGUAGUCCCUCUCUACAAGAAUAGAACAACAAGUCACUGUCUCGUCAUGAGAGUAUAUUUAUUCUGUAUUUAAUGUACACUUGUUUGUAAACACUAUAUGAUGCAAUAUACAGUAUCUACAGUGACAAGAAAAAGUAUGUGAACCCCUUGGAAUUACCUGGAUUUCUGCAUAAAUUGGUCGUCAAAUUUGAUCUGACACAGCGUGCUUCAACUAAUAACACGCAAAUAAUUGUAUUCUUCUUGUCUAUAUUGAAUACAUCAUUUAAACAUUCACAGUGUAGGUUGGGAAAAGUAUGUG